GGAGAAGUGAUGCAUACAUGAAAAGAUGCAUAAAUUAGCCAUUUAGAGAUAAUAAAAAAAAAUGGAAGAAAGCUUUCUGUGUAUGUGUGUGUAUAACAUAGUGGCUAAGCAGCCCUUUUAAAACCUUCCAUUGCCUCAACUUUAAUUUUUUUUCUUCUUUUUUUUUCUCUUUCUAAACAAUAUGUCUCGUACUCCUGUAACUGUACCCUGUAAAUAUAAGACGGGUAGAGUCCUUGGUAAUGGUACUUAUGCAACAGUCAAAGAGGCUAUGCACAUCGAAACUGGUAAAUAUUAUGCAGUCAAGAUUAUCAAUAAAAAGUUGAUGGAAGGACGUGAACAUAUGAUCCGAAAUGAAAUCAAUAUCUUGAAGCGUAUUUCACAAGGAAAUAAGAAUAUCCUUAGUUUAGUUGACUAUUUUGAAACAUUAAAUAACUUGUACUUGGUCACCGAUCUAGCUUCUGGGGGUGAAUUAUUCGAUCGUAUUUGUGAAAAGGGUAGCUAUUUCGAAAAGGAUGCUGCUCAUAUCGUCAGAACUAUUUGCAGUGCUGUUGCUUACCUUCAUGACAAUGGUAUUGUUCAUCGCGACUUGAAGCCUGAAAACCUUUUAUUCCGUGAACGUGAUGAAAACUCUGAUUUGCUUAUUGCAGACUUUGGCUUAUCUCGUAUUAUUGAUACCGAUAAAUUCCAUACCUUAAAAACAACUUGUGGUACACCAGGAUAUAUGGCGCCAGAGAUAUUCAAAAAGACAGGACAUGGAAAACCUGUGGAUAUGUGGGCCAUUGGUGUCAUCGCUUACUUUUUAUUAUCUGGUUACACUCCAUUUGAAGGAGCCAAUAACAUUGAAGAGAUGAACGCUAUUCUCAACGCUGAUUACAACUUUGAUGAUCCAUGUUGGGAGGGCAUUAGCUCACAAGCCAAAGACUUUAUUGAACGUUGUCUAACGAUUGACCCUGACAAGCGUAUUACUGCACAUCAAGCUCUUGAACACGAAUGGCUCGCUGAAAAGGAAAUCAAGGAUGAAGAAUACAAAAAAAAGGAAGAUCUUUUACCCAACUUGCGUACCAACUUCAAUGCUCGUCGCACCUUCAAGAAAGCCAUCAACAUGGUUACCCUCUCCAAUCACUUUGGUCACUUGUCAAAACAUAGUAGUCAUAGUAACGCAUUAGAUCAAUUGAAGCCUGUGAACGAGGGUAUCGAUCAAGUCUUGGAAACGCCUGAAAAGGAAGGAGGUUUAUAAAAAAGUUCUAUACACAUUAAACAAUGGCUUUAAUAAAAAAAAGAAAAAUAGUGCUUAAAAAUUGCCUUUUAGUAGCUUUUUUAUGUCAAGUUCAAAUUUGACAUGUGGCUUCUCAGUCGGAAUAAACGGGAUUGCCAUGAUUAGUCCUAAAUCAGUAACAAACGAAGACUCUUGUAGUGCAAAGCCAACAAACUCUUUUAUUAUUUUGUAUAAAUCCAUCAUCAAAAUAUGACUCUUACACAUUCAAUGGACAGAAACAAUGAUAAUUUUGGGGAGAGGUAAUCAGGGUAAUUCUUGGAUCGCCCGCCUCCGCUGGUUUCCGACUUCAUUUACAAUACGGG
Rhizopus microsporus ATCC 52813 is the source of this 1578-nucleotide messenger RNA. Its product is annotated as putative calmodulin-dependent protein kinase type 1. The record is from RefSeq and is a predicted model, not a curated record. The coding region runs from base 182 to 1237 and encodes 351 amino acids. NCBI's taxonomy places the organism in Eukaryota, Fungi, Mucoromycota, Mucoromycetes, Mucorales, Rhizopodaceae. Gene Ontology annotation, molecular function: calmodulin binding; ATP binding; calcium/calmodulin-dependent protein kinase activity. The transcript has 7 exons. Gene Ontology annotation, biological process: protein phosphorylation; cellular response to oxidative stress.